Messenger RNA from Medioppia subpectinata, 546 nucleotides. Lineage: Eukaryota; Metazoa; Arthropoda; Arachnida; Sarcoptiformes; Oppiidae. The record is from the annotation of a GenBank genome assembly.
AUGUUUCUCUAUAACGACUCAUUUCUUCCGUGUAUUUGUUCAAUUGUGCUAAAUUACGAUUUAUGUCCUUACACUUCGUUAGAAAGUCCAUAUAGGGGGUCGUGUAAACGAAAAAAUCUGGAAUUAGUUGCAAAGGGGCUAUGCAAAAAGGUUAAAAAUUCCCCAAUGAAAUUAAUUGGUGCUCAUUUGCCAAUUGGAAAGGGUCAAGGGAAUACUUUAGGAAGAACAUUUGAAGAGUUGAAGGAAAUAAUUGAUGGGGUUUCAGAUAAAGCUCGUAUUGGUGUUACACUAGACACCUGCCAUCUUUUUGGUGGUGGAUAUGAUAUUAGAACCAGUGAAAAGUUCGGAGAAAUCAUGAAAGACUUUGAUAGAAUAGUAGGAUUGAAAUAUCUUAAGGCUAUGCAUUUAAAUGAUAGUAAGUGCGACUUAGAUACUCGAAAAGAUAGACAUGAGUGCCUGGAUAUCCCACUGAUUCUUGAAACACCAGAGCCUGAUAAGUAUAAAUCAGAGAUUGAGUUGCUUUUCAGUCUCAUUGAACAAAAAUAA